Molecule: messenger RNA, 2502 nt
Organism: Jaculus jaculus (lesser Egyptian jerboa)
Lineage: Eukaryota; Metazoa; Chordata; Mammalia; Rodentia; Dipodidae
Gene: Zscan31
Product: zinc finger and SCAN domain containing 31
Exons: 4
Coding region: 432-1763 (443 amino acids)
Biological process (GO): regulation of transcription by RNA polymerase II
Molecular function (GO): RNA polymerase II cis-regulatory region sequence-specific DNA binding; DNA-binding transcription factor activity, RNA polymerase II-specific
Source: RefSeq, a predicted model, not a curated record
CUCCGCGGGGCGGAUGGGCUCCGCACCGACCCCGCACUUCCGGCCUUUGUGGGCUGUGGGACGCUCGGGGCCUCCUUGCCCGGGGAGAGUCGGGCGCCUGGAGGACCCGCGCCUCGGGGACUUGUGAGGUCCCGGCCUGGACGUGCAGCGCCCGGGCACUGGAUGCGGACCAGCUGGGAGGCGAUCUGAGGACACGAGUUGCAUGUUGUUUUUCGAUCUCCUUUAAUGUAGUUAUAAGCCUACCUCUGUCCUCCCUUCUUCCCGCCCCAUUGCCUGUUGGAGAGACGCCGCUGGUCGUCCCGGGAGUAUCUUCGAGAUUCGCCUCUUCGUGAUGCGCUCUGGUGUCAGGCGUGCGCGCACGGAGGUUAGACUGCCGGGCCACCGCCUCCCUGCACCCCGCACCAGCGAGAGCCUUCCACGUCCGCGCUAGAAUGGCUUCGGCGGAGGGUCGGGAUGUACUGAAGAUCGUGAAGGUGGAGGAAGACUCAUUCAGGGACCAAAAGCUCCACCUGUCAGCCAACAGCUUUUCUGUCCAGGAGGCCUCACGCCAACUUUUUAGGCAGUUUUGUUACCAAGAGACGCCUGGUCCCCGAGAAGCUCUGCGCCGGCUCCGAGAACUCUGCCGCCAGUGGCUGCGGCCCGAGACCCGCACCAAGGAGCAGAUCCUGGAGCUGCUGGUGCUGGAGCAGUUCCUGAGCAUGCUGCCCGAGGAGCUGCAGGCCUGGGUGCGGGGGCAGCAGCCCGAGAGCGGGGAGGAGGCCGUGGCUGCCAUUGAAGAUCUGGAGCAAGAGUUCAGCGAGCCUGGGCACCAGGCCCCAGAGCGAGAACAUGGACAUUUUCAAGGGCUCUCAGAAGAUGUGGCACUUCUAAAGUCCAAGCAGGAAUCAAAAACCAUCCAGUUCCCGUCCAUAGAGACACAACUCAAACAUGAAUCUUUGGGCUUCCACCAAUUUCAAGAACAAGGCAGUGAAACUAUACCUGUAAAUCAAAAGUUGGCAUCCAAGGUAGACACCUUGAAAGAAGUGGAACAUUUGGGGGAAAGCAGACCCCAGGGAGAUGCUCAUAUGGCUUCCAAGUCCAGAGAAAGUAGUCACUGUCAGAGCUGGGUACAGAGGCAGCCCCAGCCCCAUGCUGGAGAGAGGCGCUACAGGUGCAGCCAGUGUGGGAAAAGCUUCUCCCAGAGCUCAGACCUCCUUCAGCACCAGACCAUCCACACUGGGGAGAAGCCCUAUGAAUGUGACAGUUGUGGGAAGGCCUUUAGGCAGAGAUCAGGCCUGACUGAACAUCAGCGCAGCCACACUGGAGAGAAGCCUUACCAGUGUAAGGAGUGUGGGAAAGCCUUCAGUGCCAGCAAUGGCCUCAUCAGACACAGAAGAAUCCACACGGGAGAGAAACCCUACGAGUGCAAGGUAUGUGGGAAGGCGUUCCGCCUUAGCUCGCACCUUGUCCAGCACCAGCGGACACACACCGGCGAGAAGCGCUACCAGUGCACAGAGUGCGGCAAGGCCUUCAGCAGGAACGCAGUGCUCCUGCAGCACCGCCGCAUCCACACCGGGGAGAAGCCCUACCCAUGCAGCCACUGCAGCAAGAGCUUCAGCACGCGGACCGUCUUCAUGAACCACCAGCGAAGCCACACUGGAGAGAGACCGUACGCGUGUGACCAGUGCGGGAAAGCCUUCAGUCAUCACUGUAACCUUGUCAGGCAUUGUAGAACCCACAGCACAGUGAAACUGGACCGCUUCUGUGGCCGUGCACACCUCUAGGUGUGGCCAUCUUACAAAAUGUUACCAAAUCGCCUAUUCCAUUCUUUUGGGAUGAAUAGCUUGUCUAAAACUCAGAAACUGAUGUCUCCUGGAUGGAUGCCUGUGGGAGCUCCUGAUGGCCUCCUUGUUUCCUAACCCUUGAUUUAUUGCUAUUGAUUUCCCAUAGCAGCCAAGUCUCAUCUGAAAGUGGGUACGGAGAACCUUGUCUCGAUAACACUGAAUGUUGAACAAGUCUAAACAUGUCUUUAUAUAUUGUUUAAAGACUGGGUAAAUUAAAAAGAAAGAACAACAAAAAAAGAUGGGGUAAAUUCAGAUGAUAUACAGAGGUGUCUCUUGUGACAUUUUAAACACUUGUAAGCCUUUGAGAAUCAGCAUACUUCCACACAGCAGUAGUUGAUGGGGUCCCUGGGAAUCAGCAUUACCUGUUCACACAGCAGUAGUUGCUGUGCUGUCUCUAAACAUUGUGAUGGGCAGGCAUGUACAGUGUGAGUAUACAUAGGCUGAGGUUGAGGAGUCAUGAGUGUCCUGGCUCUAUGCUGAGGGGAUUUGUUUAAGUGUGGCAUCUAGAGAACACUCAGCAUUAAUAGUUGGGAAUGUUUCUUAAAUAUUAGAGUGUAGAUUUUACAUGUUUAUGUCAUUGCUCAAACAUUGAAGUCAGAGCUGGGCAUGGUGGUGCCUUUAAUCCCAGCACUUGGGAGGCAGAGGUAGGAGGAUCACUGCAAAUUCUAGGCCACGCUGA